CGCCGGCGCCCAGCGUCAAGCACCUACCAACCGAGUGCUCGCGAACCAAUGCCGGUGCCAAUGCUUUCCAACCAAUGCCGGUGCCUAGCAUCCACCCUAUAGCCUCGGCCUCACCCGGCGUCAACACCAACGCCAACGCCAAACGCCUAGCACCAAUGCCAACUCCGAGCACCGGCGCCG
Molecule: messenger RNA, 180 nt
Organism: Dovyalis caffra
Lineage: Eukaryota; Viridiplantae; Streptophyta; Magnoliopsida; Malpighiales; Salicaceae
Source: the annotation of a GenBank genome assembly